Papilio xuthus (Asian swallowtail) is the source of this 2211-nucleotide messenger RNA. RefSeq lists its product as uncharacterized. The transcript has 8 exons. Bases 547 to 1491 code for a protein of 314 amino acids. The record is from RefSeq and is a predicted model, not a curated record. NCBI's taxonomy places the organism in Eukaryota, Metazoa, Arthropoda, Insecta, Lepidoptera, Papilionidae.
GAGUCGUAGUGUGGGUUGUAGGUAAUCAAAAAACCAGUUUAUUUACUGACCACACUCGGUCGGUUGGUCGGUGAGACGCGGUAAAAGUUUCAUGCUUUUCGUGAUAUUUUAUUGAAUUUUUCCUGCGAUUUGGAAUUUCUCGAAAACUGAACCAGGAAGAUAAUUGUUGUUUUUUUACUCUUUUUGUGCCGACUAUUUAACGAAGUUUAAUCGAACAAUUUUAAUGAAAUAUGUGAGGAGACGAAUAUUUUAUUAAGAGGUGUGUCGCAGUGGUUUGAAUUUCGAAUCUCGGGCUCGGGUGUACUUUUGUGCAUUCACGUGAAAACGGGUGUUUUGUUGCAUUCUUUUGUCCGUGACUGAGAGUGAUGUUAUUAGAUCGAAAUUUGCACAAAUCAAUCUUGUCUUGCAUACUUGAGUGACCACCGUGUGAUCAUUUCUUGGUACGAAAUUAAUAAAACAUGUGUAACACAUUAUUGAUUAGUCACAGGACUUUAAUUCGAUCCUGAUGACUAGAAAGUUCCAUGAGAUUGGCAAAGUCAUGUAGCCAUGGCAAGUGGAAAGGUCCUGUAUUCAAUAGCCGUGGUUGUUCUCGGAUUUAUUUGUUUUAUUGUUGGAGCUAUCGCAGUUGGAUUACCGACAUGGGGUUAUUUUUAUAGCUAUGACUCUGACCUUGCUCUCUCCGUGCAGGCAUUUGAGAACCCGAACUUCGAUCAGGGCUACUUCGGGCCAUGGCGUGUUUGCAAGAAGCUGCUGUACAACAGAGAGAAAUGCGGCACCGACGUCUCAAAAUUCAGGCCAUCAACGGCAGUGUACAUAGCGGGUGUGGUGGCAGUCAUCGGCGUGACUGUACUGGGCGUGUUCUGCAUACUGUCAGUACUGCAACUAGCGAUGAUCUCUUCAAAGGAGAAAGUGGGAAUAAAGUACACACAUCUCGUCAUGAUGAAGUUAGCGCUCGCGUUACUGGCAACAUUGCUGUCAAUAGCAGCGGCGGGUCUGUUCGCUGUCCAAGUCGAUGACAGAGGAUUUUAUCAAACGAGAGGAGAAGCGUUUUAUGUUCAGAUCGUUUCCAUAGUAAUAAACUCUGUGUUGUUCAUAAUGUCGCUAUACGACACGUUGUUCUCGCGGCGCGCGGGCGGGGACCCGACCAAUGCGCACGCGCAUCCUGAAGGAGGAACUACUAUAAAUAAUCCAGGAUUUAAGGAGGGUAGAGGUAUAUCAAUGACGGAUGCAUCAGGCAAACCGUACAGUACCAACGGUCACGGUAGCGUGGCCUCCAUGAAUACAACCGCAACCACAUUGACUGGUCUCUCUGACGCCAGCACCAUCACCAGAUCCCCACUAAGGUCCUCGCUAAAGAAGCCCAGGCCAAGAGAAGGGGAACCCGGAGGUCUGGGCAUACACAACCCAGGGUACUCUGGACAUUCACCACCCUUGAACAGGAAUGGUAGCCAGAAAAAAGUACGUAUACAAACUCAUAGUACUGAAGUAUGAUUUAAAAAAAAAACAUUUGUUAAACUUAAAAAAUUAUAAGUUUUUCAUUUUUUUUAAUUAAAUGUGAAUUUCACUUGUAAAAAAAUAUUUUUUCGUCUCUAAAUGCUGGUUAUAGCUUAAAAAAUUCUUAAAACUAGUUUUUUGGAAUUUCUCGAAUAAGAAUUGGAAAAAAUAAGUGUGACCCUUGAUUUACAAACAUUGUCUUGAUGUAGAAUAACUUACAACAUAUACAUAGUGUAUAUUAUUUACUUUCACUUACAAAUAUAUAAAUUUUUUAACACAUUUAAUGCCACUGCCAAAAUAGUUAUUACAUGGACUCGCAGAGCGAGUGAGUAGCAUUGAAUGUGUUAACAAUGACAUAAAAAGGAUUCCCAAACAAUAUUACAUACUGUGAAAUUUCUCUUGAAUUUAAAUUGUGUAAAAAAUAAAAUGUGCAACUUAACCUUUCCGCAGCCAACUCAAAAACAUAUAACUAACAACGAUAUGUUAUUUUAAGUGUUUUGGAAGUGGAAAUUACCUUAAGUUUGCCUGAAAAUGCAAGUUUGGGGUCCUUAAGUUUAAUAAUAUUAGUAAAUAGUAAUUUAUCUCAAAGUAGAUUAAAAAAAAUUGUUCAAAAGUACUGUUCGCACAUACAUUAAGUAAAUGGUAUAUACACCAUGUAUAGUCAAGUAUAUAAAAUUAUAUAGUUAAUGUUUAUUUGAAAAUUAAAUUUAAAAAUGU